This is a messenger RNA of Paramecium tetraurelia, 977 nucleotides long. RefSeq lists its product as uncharacterized. Lineage: Eukaryota; Ciliophora; Oligohymenophorea; Peniculida; Parameciidae. The record is from RefSeq and is a predicted model, not a curated record. The transcript has a single exon.
UUAAUAAUAUAACCGUCAAUAUAUUCUGAAAAAAAACUUUCUUAAGAAAUUAUGACAAAAAAUACUUGCUUACCUCUCUAGUGAGAUAUGAUAUACCUAUACACGAUAUUAAAGGUCUUACUGAUAAGUACGAACUACAAUAGGCUUUUCAGUUGUGAUCACUUUAAUAAAUUACUGCAAUUUUAUUAAAUUCAAUUAUAUUUUCAAAAGGAAAUAAACCGAAAAUUGUCUUUAUAAAAUAAAAUGGAAUCCCCUUUAUAAAUAUUAUAAACUAAUGUGGAAUUAACCAUUUCCCUUCACAUACAUUCAUGCAUAAUAACCGAUCUUCUAUCCUAUUUAUUACAUGCCUAUUGUUUAAGGUUAUGUAGGUUAACAGGAGAUCUACUACCAUAAUCAAGCUAUACCAUAGGUAAUUAGUUAGGAAGAAAAGAAUACUGUGGUGGAGGUUUCUAAAUCACCUACAGACACUUUCAAAGCGAAAAAAUAAGAAAAUCAACAAGAGGAAAAUAAUAGUUCAAUUGUUGUUGCAAAUAAACUGAAAUCAAAAAGUAAAAUGUCAAAAUUUAAUAUGUCGCUAAAGUCAACUAACAUUUAAAAAAAUUAUGCUAAAGCAAUAGCCUAAUACAUCAUUAGAUAGAGGGUCGAAAUAUUAAGAUAACUAGGUGAAAAGGGAGGCCUUGAAUUUCUAAGAAUUUUAACACAAUUAAAAAAUAGUAUAAAAAAUAUCAACCAAAUCAAGAAGCACUUAAUUGAUAACGAUUAACUAAAGCUAUUUAGAAUUAUUGCUAACAGAUUUCUAAGAAAGGAGGCUAUUGGAUAUGUGUAUAACUCAAAUAUAAAAUCCACAAGUGAUCACGUUUAAUAGAGAAAUCAAAUAAUACUAAAUCUCUAGAGUUAUUGAAUAAAGAAGAGUAAAGAAUAUGAAUUUUUAUAUUAAUUUUAUUUAUACACACAUUAAGACAACCUAAAUUAUAAAA